ACUAUACAAAGAAUGAGACAGAAAGGACGACGACAUUUAGGCUUCAAUAGAACUUCAUAUAGGCUUACUCAUGUACGUACAGGUUGGACUAGACUUUGGGUCGAGGAUGCAGAUAGGACUGGACGCAGUGGAGGGAAUAAGAUUCCUCCACGGACAAGGCCUUCUCCACAGAGACAUCAAACUGAAGAACGUUCUGCUGAACAACGCAAACAGAGGCACACUCACAGAUCUCGGUUUCUGCAAGCCUGAAGCCAUGAUGACCUGCACCAUCGUAGGCACGCCGAUCCACAUGGCCCCCGAGCUAUUCGGCGGUUCCUACGACAAUUCAGUCGACAUUUACGCAUUCGGAAUCCUCUUCUGGUACAUCUGUGCCAACGACACGAAACUCCCCGGGGCGUUCGACGCCUGUCAGAACAAGGAACAGCUCUGGACGUCGGUGAGGAAGGGGUUAAGACCGGAAAGGUUACCGCGGUUCGACACGGACUGCUGGGAGUUGAUGUGCUCUUGUUGGCUCGGGGAGAGCAUUCAGCGGCCGUUGAUUGGGGACGUGGCCCUUCGUUUGCACCUCAUUAUGAAGAGAAUAGGACGAACUCCGCUAAAGUAGGGCAUGUAGUGUAGGUUUCUGUCAUCACUUUCACUAAUUGAGGAUAUUAACUACUCUAUUGUACUGUUUGACACGCUAUUAUUAUUAUUU
Geodia barretti is the source of this 694-nucleotide messenger RNA. The record is from the annotation of a GenBank genome assembly. Lineage: Eukaryota; Metazoa; Porifera; Demospongiae; Tetractinellida; Geodiidae.